UCCAUGUUGGGUAUACUAUCUGAAAUAAGGGGCGAGCGAGCCACAAAGCUUUCGCUGGCGUACCUUGGUGCACUUAUUACAUCGUCGGUUUGUGGUACACAAUAUCUCUUCUCCGCGUAUAGUACCGCGUUGGCGGAUCGAUUGGGAUUCAAUUCGGUGCAGAUAAAUACAAUUGGCAGCGCUAUAAAUUAUGGAACUUACUUGAGUGGUCCGAUCUCUGGAUAUAUUGUCGACAAUUAUGGUCCGAGAAGAACGUGUUUUUUUUCCUCGUUUUUCAUAUUUACUGGAUAUUUUUGCCUGGCAAUGACUUAUGGAGGAGUCUUUCCAUCAUCAUCAUUCCUUUUGUGUGCUCUAUACCUUCUCUUGGCCGGGAUGGCAUCAUCAGCAGCUUUCAACUCGUCUCUUGUGACAGUCGCCAGAAAUUUUGUAUCGAACCGUGGUAUCGCUUUCGGUUUCCCAGUGGCUUUGUUUGGCCUUUCUGCCUUUAUAUUUGCCCAAAUAAACAAUAUAAUUUUUACGAGGGACACAUAUGAUUUCUUGAUUUUCCUCGCAAUUGCAACUGGUUUAUCUAUGCUUGUCGGCAGUUUGUUUUUGGUAGCAAUGCCUAUUGAAGGUGAAUUGGUUGUUAGCGCAGAGAGGACUGAUCGGAUUUCCGAAACUCGAUCGGGCCCAUCGUUUUCCAACAACGAAGGCGACCUAGAAGUGGACCGAACGGAAGAUGCACCUCUGAUACCUAAGAAACGUUCUUUAACUUAUAUUCAAGAACCGGAUAUUGGCGGUUGGGAACUAUUUAAUAAUCGAGAUGCACUUUUUCUUUGUAUUACCUUGUUUCUACUCGGCGGAACUGGAUUGAUGUAUAUUAACAAUGUUGGGGCUAUCAUCAAAUCUUUGUACCUUAAUUCAUCCGAAAAUUCGAAUCCAAAUGUUCUGAACGGUUUUUCGGAGGAAAUGACACAGGAAAUUCAGAGAUUACAAAACCUUCAUGUUUCUUUAUUAUCAAUAAGCUCUUGCUUUGGUCGAAUUUCUGCGGGGAUCUUUUCUGAUAUUACCCGAAAUUUGUACAAUAUUCGACGAAUAAUUUAUAUUAUCUUAUCAGGAAUAUACCUUUUUAUAGGCCAUUUUCUUGCAGGCUUCAUGGUAAAAUCUCUUGGUAUGCUAUAUCCAGUGACAAUUUUGGUAGGAUUAGGGUUUGGUACGAUAUUCUCUAUUGCGCCAACAAUUACAAGCGAAUGGUUUGGAUCACGUAGAUUCGGUCUCAAUUGGGGAAUAAUGUCAAUGUUUCCGGCUUUUGGAGGUCAAUUGUUCAACUUCAUUUUCGGUUUCAACAGCGAUCUGCAUCAAGGGAAGUGUUCGGGAGACGAAUGCUAUAACAAAGCAUUUUACUUCA
Messenger RNA from Acaulospora morrowiae, 1387 nucleotides. The record is from the annotation of a GenBank genome assembly. Lineage: Eukaryota; Fungi; Glomeromycota; Glomeromycetes; Diversisporales; Acaulosporaceae.